GGAAAGUUUGCAUCGUACUCUAAUAAAGUUCCAUCAGAAUUAAUUCAUCAAACUCAAUUACAAAAAGUAAAAUGCCAUUUCCCUACAAAACUAUACUGGUGGUUGGCGCCACCUCAGGCAUUGGGCUUGCCCUCACUGAGAAAAUGCUUUCCGAAGGAGUUACCAAAAUUAUAGCUUUGGGCCGUCGUCAAGAUAAACUGGAUGACUUACAGAAAAAACAUGGAGAUUCGAAAGUUUCAACCGUGAAAUUUGAUAUUACGAAUCUUGAGGGCAUUCCCAAGAUGGUUGAGGGAGUCCUCAAAUCCCACCCCUCCCUCGACUGCGCAUUCCUCAAUAGUGGAAUACAACGAUCUCUCGAUUUCACCCAACCCUCAUCCAUAGAUCUCGAUCUAAUUUCUACAGAAUUCACGACCAAUUAUCUCUCCUACGUUCAUCUUACUAAAGCACUUCUUCCACAUCUACAGAAUAGAGUCAAGGGUGGCGAAAAUGCCGGAUUGAUAUUCACGACUAGUGGAUUGGCUUUGGUACCCAUUGUGCGAUGUGGAAAUUAUUGUGCAAGUAAAGCUGCUAUGCAUCAAUUAAUUCUCGUUAUGCGGGAACAGUUGAGAGAUGUGGGUCAGAGCGAAGGUGGAAAUACUGCGGAGGAACAGACUUCGGGGGAGAAUAGAAAGAGUAAGGGUGUACAGGUUAUUGAAAUCUAUCCGCCGGCUGUUCAGACGGAGCUACAUGAUGAGAAACAUCAACCGGAUAUCAAAGAUGGCAGGAAUAUGGGAAUGCCGUUGGAUGAGUUUACGGAAGAAGCGUGGAGAGGAUUGGAGAGGGGCGAUGAAGAUGUUCCUGUAGGGACGACGUGGAAGGGAUUUGGGUAUGAGGAGGUGGAGAUGAGGAGGAAGAAAUUGUUCGGCGAAAUGAUGGAAAAGAUGAAGGGGAACUAAGGUUGUGUCAAAGAUGGGAGGGAAGCUAAAGAUACGUUUUCGGGACAGGCAUGGGUGAAAUGUAUAUUGAAUAUUGCGAAUGAUUCAAGUUCGAAAAGCAAUGUGCUUAGACUAUAUAAAGCUGUAGUCGCCUCCGAAAAGUAGCUAUACUCAAGCUCGACAUGAUAGAUGUAUCAUGCAACUGGGAAUCAAGUCGUCCGUCGAAUUAUUUACAGUCCUUCGCGUCCAUAUGCCUCGUCUCUUAGUACUCAAGAUAAUACAAAUAUCCGACAUUUCUCUCAAGCGAGACGCCCUCUCAUCCAUGU
Molecule: messenger RNA, 1240 nt
Organism: Botrytis deweyae
Lineage: Eukaryota; Fungi; Ascomycota; Leotiomycetes; Helotiales; Sclerotiniaceae
Exons: 3
Coding region: 72-935 (287 amino acids)
Molecular function (GO): oxidoreductase activity
Source: RefSeq, a predicted model, not a curated record